Molecule: messenger RNA, 1417 nt
Organism: Episyrphus balteatus (marmalade hoverfly)
Lineage: Eukaryota; Metazoa; Arthropoda; Insecta; Diptera; Syrphidae
Gene: Pex3
Product: peroxisomal biogenesis factor 3
Exons: 2
Coding region: 191-1258 (355 amino acids)
Biological process (GO): protein import into peroxisome membrane
Cellular component (GO): peroxisomal membrane
Molecular function (GO): protein-macromolecule adaptor activity
Source: RefSeq, a predicted model, not a curated record
CGAACUUGACUGCUUGACUCCAACAAAAAUUUCACCUGCUCAAAGUUCUUUUUUUUCCUUUGGCCUAUGGCCGAUUGUUUUUUUUCAAUGAAAAUUAAUUCCUUCAAUCAAUAAUUAAUUAAUUAUUUAUAAAACUAAUUAAAAAACAAAGUCUCUUCGAAUUUUGUUUAAAAAACCACCACCAACAAAAAUGUUAUCAAGCAUUCGAGGAUUUCUAUCACGUCAUCGCAGGAAAUUCAUUGUUACCGGAGUCGUGGUAGGUGGUUCAUUUUUAAUUUUCAAAUAUGCCCAAAAAAAACUACGAGAUUUCCAAGAACGACAAGCUCGUGAAUUUCUCGAUCGAACACAACGCAUUCAGUAUUUUGAAUCACAAGAGCGCAAUUGCAAUCAAGUGAUCAUGGGCAUUAGCACAGAUUUAUGCAAUGAGAUCUUAAAAUUGGUUAACAAUGAUGAAUUGCUUGAAAGAUUGCGAAAAAAUCCAGAAAACAAAAUCGAACUCUGGGAAGAAUUGAAAAUUAUUGCAUUUACACGACUUGCAGUAUUUAUUUAUGCCACAUCUAUGCUUAAUAUUACAUUAAGAGUCCAAAUGAAUGUCAUUGGUGGAUAUGUUUAUAAAGACACUAUUCAGGAGGAGAAUAAACUCACUGACGACAUUCGAGAGGCUUAUUUGUCGUCAAUAAGGCAUUUCCUUGGCGAUGGUUUGGUUAACUUGGUUCAGUUGAUUAAAUCAAAAGUUAAGGCUAUUUUAAGGACACAAUCACUCACAACUCGCUUAAGCUUGUCCGACUUGGAACAGCUUUUUUGGUCAAUUCAGAUGUCGAUUAACAGCGAUGUGAAUGACCCAAAUAGCAAACUGGCAAACUAUGUAAUGCCCUCACAACUUGGUAAUUCUGGGGAAAUCCUAGAUAAAAUGUACAGCGAAACACUCGACUUGCUUGAAAGCGAUGAUGUAUCGACAAUAUGUUCCAAUAACAUUUGUCGAGGAUUUUCAAUUGCUGUGGAUUGUAUAGCAGAAUGUAUGGCAGAUACAGUUAAAACUGCUUUGCAAGACAAAGCUGAUGAAUCACCUAAAUUCAAUGUGAAUAAUAUUGAAUUAGCUUUAGCCAAAGUAAUACCCAUAUUAAAUGGACUGACUGCAAAAGGAGUUGAUAGCACGAAGAAACCACAAAAUUUUGUCACAUCAAUUGUGACAUUCUUUUUGGUGUCGGAAAAGUGUAAGACACUGGGAGCGAAUGUUUAUGAAGUUUUUAGUGUGUAAGUUUUUUUUUUUGAUAAUGAUGAUGAUUGUGACAGCGAUUUCAAAAAGCGAGAACAAUUAUGGACCACAUACUGAAAUGCAUUCCUAUGUGUGUUUAUUAUUUUUUUUUAGAGUAUAAUUUAUAUAAUUAUAAUAUAUUUUUUGUUAGUUUGUAAUAAA